Messenger RNA from Diospyros lotus (date-plum), 958 nucleotides. RefSeq lists its product as uncharacterized. Gene Ontology annotation, molecular function: calcium ion binding. The transcript has 4 exons. Lineage: Eukaryota; Viridiplantae; Streptophyta; Magnoliopsida; Ericales; Ebenaceae. Bases 104 to 649 code for a protein of 181 amino acids. The record is from RefSeq and is a predicted model, not a curated record.
UCGCGGAACCUCAAGAAGCUUCCAGUUUCUCUCUCUCUCUCUCUCUCCAUCCAUAUUUCCUGCUGUUCUUGCCAAAGUAGAGGUACCCAGAAUCCAGUAGGCCAUGGGACAAAUUCUGGAGAAAUUGCAAGGCACCAACACUUUUGCCCACUUCAAUCUUUCUCAGUUUGAUUUUUUGGGUGAGGAGUUUAGACGAAGACGACUAGGAACAAUAACAGACAAUUUUUUCGACCGUUUCAAAAAUGAUUCAGGGAGAGCUAAUUUGACAUUUGAAGAUCUGUAUAUUGCCGUGUUACUAGUUUACAAUGACAUCAACAAGCAUUUGCCUGGGCCUCAUUUUGAUCCCCCUUCGAAAGAGAAAGUCCGGGCCAUGAUCCAGGAUUGUGAUAUCAACCUUGAUGGAGAACUUAACCGGGAAGAAUUUGUAGGGUUUAUUCACCAAUUGACAGCAGAUACAUUCACCUUGGUCAGCCAGGGACUGAUCACUACACUGGCUGUGGCUCCAACAGUUGCAAUAUUGACAAAGAAGGCGACAGAAGGUCUGCCGGGUGUUGGUGUGGUGGUGCAGAGGUUGCCCACUUCAGUCUAUGCAUCGCUGGUGACUCUUGCAGUUAUGUUGUACCAAAAAUCAUUCCGGGCACUGGAAUGAGCCUUUUCUUAGCUGAUAUGCAUGCUACAUUUCAAUCAGAUAGUCAAGUAUCCCAUCUAGUUAUCUGCCACAAAGAGCGUAUAGAUCUAAUAUUCAUACGUCGGAUGAGGAGUGUUAGUGUUUGAAUCGGGUGUUUCUGGUCACUUAACAACAAAGAAAACAAACGGCUUGUUUUUCUGUUUUCACUUUCAUUUUCAAGUGCCAAAGCUGUAUUUACAUAUGACAGUAAGAUGGAUUCUCAUGCUCCAGAAUGAGUACAUUUCUUCAAGAGUUGAAGUUGAAGUUGAAGUUGAAUGGAAGCAAUUCAUU